AUGGAUUCCUCUGCUUCAAACCCAAAAACCUCUUACCAUGCUCGCUCUAACAGCUUGCCUUCCAGUCCACACCCUCUCAUUGCACAAGUCAAUGAAUAUCUAUGCAGAUUGAGGGCUUCUGAAGCUACUUCAUCAUCAUCAUCUAUGAGCCACAACAUAGUUGGCCUUCAAGAUUUGCAUGAUUGCGUGGACAAGUUGCUUCUGUUGCCACUCAGUACACAAUCUUUAGCCCAGCAGCAGCAGGAGAAAUGGGUGAACGAGCUAUUAGAUGGAUCUCUUCGGCUCUUGGAUUUGUGUAACACUGCUAAGGAUGCCUUGUUGCAAACAAAGGAAUGUACACAAGAACUUCAAUCAAUUAUGCGAAGAAGACGAGGAGAAAGUAUGCUUGGGAGUGAGGUUCGGAAAUUCUUGAACUCUAGGAAGGUGGUGAAGAAGGCCAUCAACAAGGCCUUGGGGAACUUGAAGGGUGCAAAAGACAAAUGCACCUUCUCUCCCUCCGAGGCAGAGAAUGAGGUUGUGGCCUUGUUUAGCAUCUUGAGAGAGGCGGAAGCUUUCACUGUCACCGUGUUCGAGUCUUUGCUGUCCUUUAUAUCUGGACGAAACGCACAAUCAAAGUCAUGCAGAUGGUCUUUGGUUUCCAAGCUAAUGUACAGCAAGAGGGUUGCUUGUGAGGAAGAAGAAACACAUGCAAACGAAUUCAGCAAGGUGGAUGCAGCCUUACUUUCAGUUUUCAUGACAAGUAAAUUGGAUAACAAGCAUGUUGAGAACUUGCAAAAUCAGCUCGAACACUUGGAGAUGUGCACGCAAGAUUUUGAAGAUGGACUUGAGUGCCUGUUUAGGCGUUUGAUAAAAACCAGAGUUUCUCUUCUCAACGUCCUUAACCACUAG
This is a messenger RNA of Juglans regia (Persian walnut), 888 nucleotides long. RefSeq lists its product as uncharacterized. Lineage: Eukaryota; Viridiplantae; Streptophyta; Magnoliopsida; Fagales; Juglandaceae. Gene Ontology annotation, biological process: shoot system development; root development. The transcript has a single exon. The record is from RefSeq and is a predicted model, not a curated record. The coding region runs from base 1 to 888 and encodes 295 amino acids.